This is a messenger RNA of Pocillopora meandrina, 27317 nucleotides long. NCBI's taxonomy places the organism in Eukaryota, Metazoa, Cnidaria, Anthozoa, Scleractinia, Pocilloporidae. The record is from the annotation of a GenBank genome assembly.
AUGGAAACAUUUCUGACAUUUCUGCUGAUUUCACUGAUUUUUUUGCCUUUCCACUAUUGCCAAGGUAAGUAUAUUCAGCUUGAAGUUUUUCUUUUUUUUAAAUAAACUUUUGUCUUGGGUUUUCAGUGGUAUUCAGGUUAACAAGCAUUUAGAGUGAAACUAUUAUGAGGAAAUUUCCAAGUUCGAUCAGAUUUCGUUUCAUCAUGGGUAGCGACCUUUCUCAGAUAACUUUUAGGGUGAGAAUGUAUAAAAACCAAAAUUUUGCAUAAGUGCGUGUUGUGUUUUUCUUGUUUUUUUUUUUCUCAGCAUAGAUUAGAAUUCAUUCAAUGAAAACAUCUCCGAAAAUUCCCUAAAAGUUAUUUUUGAGAUUUUUUUGACAGAGUCACUAUAAAAAAGAACUUUCUUCGGAAACGCGUUCAAUUAAUUUCUUGUAGAAAUUUUGAACUUAUGCUAGUCAUUUCCAGUUAAAUGUCUUAUACCGUUGACGUCUUUCCUGCACAAAAUUUAGAGUGUCAAAGAUCACUAUUAUUCGGGUAAAAAAGGGUUGUCUAAAAACCUCGAUAAUCUUUCGAGUACAGGGGUGGACUACGUUCUUUAAAGAAAGAUACGGAUAUUAUUUCUCGCGCUGAGAUCACAAAAGGGAAGAUACUGACGUUCUUCUUCACCCCAAUUUUCAUUAUAUUCUUUGUUGUGUUAUGUCGAUGAAAUCAUCAAAUAUUUAUCACGCCCAUGUUUGAGAAAAAAUUAAAAUUUUAGCAAAUCAAACCUUCCUGAAAAUUGUUCUAUUUUUUCUGAUUAUCAGACGCCAAAAUAGGUUUUAACUUUUGUUUGUGGUACUUCCAGUCGAGUAACGAAGUUUCAUUUAUGGGUUUUUUCUUUUGAAAAGUUAAAUUUCCUCACGACUAUCGCCUAUAAAAAGUUUACAGUUCUGCUUGACGAAUCACUUCUCUUCUUGAAAUUCAAAUAGCCGAGAUGUUACGAUAUUGCUGCAAAGGCUGAACGGCGUCGUUAAAAUGUUUUGGGAUACCUUGCAAGUUCGCAAAUGCAAAUUUUGCGUCAAAUCGGCCUUCACUCGAAUCCAACCGAUGAAUCAAUCCAAUGUAUAAAUCCGCUCUUCUUCUCCUAUAUGAAAGAACUUGAGAAAAGAACCUCGUAUAGUUUAUUCGUUUUUAUAUUCAAUAAAGGGGGUAAGUUUCUAAAGAAACUGUAGUGCUGCGUCGGUGGGAGAGUAUACAACUUAGUACUGAGUUGAAAACGUAAAUUGGCCACCGUAAAGGGUAAAAUAGCUGACGUUUCGAACGUUAGCCCUUCGUCAGAGCGAUUGAGCGAUUUUAUAUUCAAUAAAGUUAACUAAGAAAAUUUUGCGAAUUUAUUGAAAAAUAACAUUUCACCAAUUUUUAGAAGUACGCUAUCGUGAUAAGAAAUGGUUUGAGCGUGACAGACUGACGAGUUUUAACCGUUCACAUAAUGACUAGAGUACGAAGGAGAUAAAACUGAUACUCCAUUGUGGUACAUCAAUCCUUUUAUCCCCAAGAUCUGAUUUUUAAUUCUCCCAUCUAGUUACUAUAUAUUUCCUUGUAAAUUAGUUACGAGAAUUAGAUGUUAGAUCAAGGCAAUGACUUUUACGCGAUAAGUCCGGGUAUUCUCAUUACCUGUUUACUGAAUAACGUAUGGAUAUUAUAGAGAGUAGUCACGUGUUCAUCACCAGUGGAAGGCUUAAUGCGUCAAGGAAGCUGUAAUACAAAAACGUGGUGAAGUAGAAAUAAGGGUAAUAGGACCGAGAGAAGUCCAAUUUGGUCUCAAAAAAUUCGAGUGAUUAACACAAUCGGACGAUUGCGAGGCGGAAGUCCUAUUUGUCAAUAACGAGUAUGAUUACAGACAGAAUUGAAUGGCACGAAAUUCUGUUACCAAUUAACCAUCACCGUUACAAUUCUGAAAAAAACAAAUACAUUUAGGGACAAACAUCUCCGGUAGCGACAAUGUGUAAAGUAAAAAAUUCCUCCACUUUGAAAAUUCCCCUCUUUAUUGUGAUCAAUUCUGUGAUUGGUGGAUUAAGCAGAGUGGACUAGCUAUGAUUGGCUACUUAAACUGUCCGAUUUCUGCCAACUGUCAGAAUUUCCUGUACGCUUACAACUGUACAGAAUGAUCAGCGAAAAAUGAAGCAGCUAAUGCACCAAUUACAUUUGAGGAAAUUGUAAUGGUCAUGAUCAAUGCUGAAAUAGCUGACUAGUCUCCAGUCCUCUCAUCCAUGUAUGGAUCGACUCUUGUAUUAGUUUUUCUCAUUUUGACGGACGGCGAUGGUCUUCAGGCAGCUGUGUCGCGAAAAGACACCACUGCUUCGGCUCUCAAGAUAUCUUUCAGGGAUGAAGGCCAAGGUGCAAAAAACAAUCUGUUAUAAGUUCGGAUAAGUUCAUUCAGUUGCUGCAAGAGAAUUAUUAAUGACGAUAUUUAAAACAGGAAGCUCUCUCACCCGUAGGUGAUCUACAGAGAGGUCCAAUCCAAAAUAACAUUAAAUUGUUAAGAGUAAAUAAAAAUUGCAGAUAUUAAAAAAGUAGAAAAGUAAGCUAUAGAUUAAAAGAUUUUAAAAAAUUAUUCCUAAACUGACAUAUAGUGCCAGAGUUCUUCGAGUCACUGUCCAAGGCAUUCCAGUCUUUAAAGGCAUGAUAACAGGUUCUUUGUUUACCCCAGUUCCGUUUGACUGAUGGAAGUCUAAGAUGAUCUUUGCAACGAGUGUUGUAUCUAUGUACAUUGCUGUUUCUAGAUAAUUCCAAUUUGUGAGAUGUAAUUCCAUUCACGCAUUUAUAAACAUACAAGCAGCGAUGGAAGUGCCUGCGUUGUUUUAAAUUUAACCAGCCGAGCUGAUUGAGAGCAUCGGUUGCAGAAGAGUAUAAUGGUUUAUCUAGAACAUUUAUCUAGAAAUAAAGAAUAUCUCUUGGUUGCUGGUAGCGACAAUUUCUUGUACUGCUCACGAUUAACUCCGAACACUCACCACGACUGGCAACCGUAACUGGCUGUCCUUGAGGUUUUCGGCUGGUUUACCUUGCGAUCUUCGUCUUUGCUUUACCUCUCAGAAUAACACUCUGUGUGUCUUCAUUUUGCUUUCGAAACUGUUGUCUUAGUCAAAUAAACCACUACUAUAAUUUGAAUUUCUUUAGAGAUAUCAGAUAACACUAAAGCCACACCCAGGAAGUUUUUGAGAGGAUAAUUAUAAUUUUCUUUUUCACUUGCAGCGCUAGAGUUUCCAACAAAUCUCAUCUUCGUAACCAUUGACGAAGAGAAACAGCCAGGUUAGAAUUCCAGUUUCCAAACAGUCAUUUCCCAUGUUUUCCCUUCUCGCCAAAGUUCCUUCUUUCCCAAGACAUUUAUUUCUUCCAAUAUUUCCAAUUAAUAUGAUUUACAGUCAUUUUCAUCAAGUUUCUAAUUAGCUCUUUUAAAACAACGACCAAAGGAAUAAUGCGGGUAUGUAGUGAUGUGAUCUGUUUGUUGGUUAUAAAUGAAGGCCAAGUACCCUGAGUAAAAUCUCGUCAUAAGAUGUUUGCAUCGACCGGCAAAUUUUUCAAUGGUUACCUCCAAGCAACCCUUGUUACAUCUUUCAAUUAUCAAAUUCAAAUGCGAUCGAUAUGUCGUAGUUCAACUUUGGUUUUAGCAUGAAUCUUAGUAAGGUUUAAUAAAACCAUUUCAACAAUAAGUAAUUUCAAUGAACAAGUUAAAACAAGUAAAGUGCCUGAAGUGGAGAAAAAUACGAAUCCAGACACUUGUGCUGGACCUUGUUCUGAGAGGAAACACCUCUUGCGAACUGAUGUAUCAGAUGAAAAUGGCCAUCACUGACAUGGAAAUCGUGAGAAGCUUUAUGGUAGAAGCGCACGUUCGUUCGGUUACAUUUAAAUCCAAAUAGUUGAUCUUACCAAAUUCCCUCCCUCCCCCUCUUGCUCAUCAGGACACUCAGUGCCGUAUGUCAAUAACGUACCUUGUUGUUCUUUAAGGUUCAUUUGUGGCUCGUGCAAGUGCUACUCCAGAUCCAGUAAGAUAUGAGCUCAGUAAAGAUGCCGCGGACCUUUUUGCUAUAGACAACACGACAGGCAUAAUAACAAUCGAAAGACGCUUUGAUAGAGAGGUUUGUGGACAACAACGUUUGCUUGGAAGAAUUUGAUGAUAUUAAAGACGAACUGAUUCUGACAUGCCCUUUUUGGGACGGCGGUAGUACGCAGAGAAAAAAGGGAGUAAACAAUUUGUAUAGUUAACAGAGCAUUUUCAUAUUUAUUUUUUAGGCUGAAAGUUACGCAGAGGGGUCAUUCAUGGUGUACGCCUUUGAUGAUGCUGGCAAUAAGGUAAUUAUAAAAAUUCUUAUUAUUAUUUUAACUUGAAGGAAACUUAGUUUAACAUAUGGCCUUCAAGUUAAGAGGAAACAUUGUAGUGAAUUUUCUUUCAAUGUCUCGUUGUCUGCUUCACUUUCGAGAAACUAUAGAUUCUAGGUGAACAUCAGGUUUCUUUGUGACUUCCUUUUAAUUUGAACCUAGAGUUAUACUAAAUAUCUAUAGUUAGUAAUAUCGUUUUCUCGCUCCGUUAUGGAACCUUGUUUUUUUCCCCAUCGGAUCAAUGGCACGCGUGCUUUGCUCUUUGGCCAGAAAUCCGAGUAGAAAAACUUCGAUCCGUAACUUAUAGUACGGGCCUCGAACUCGAUUAGUAAGAGGCAUCAGUUAUAACGUUUGUAUUUCUUUGUUUAUCUUUUUACCCCAAACAGGCCUCAAUCACAGUUUUCUUUUGGAUUCAAGAUAUCAAUGAUAAUUCGCCACGCUUUCUAAGCCAACACUACAAUGUUACUGUUAAAGAGGUAAAUAUUGCAUCGGGGUCCCAAGUUCUUCACAAUAGUACCGUCACUUUGUUAUGAAAUAUGUUAUCUGUCAGAUUGGAGGGUCGCAAGGUGAUUAAUUAUGAAUAAGGUCUCGUAACUGCUACAGGCUGAGGCAGCAUUACCAAGUCAAUACCAUCUCCAUCGAUCCUAAGUCGAUAAUAAACUUAUUCAUUCUUUUUCCACUCCCUCGCUAAUCACUUUAAUAAUUGUUCACCCUUUCCACAACGCACCCAAACUCAUACACACUUAUCGCGUGUAGGUAAUACAGUAAACUGUGACAAACCAAAUGUCCUAAAGCUGCCCUUGAAGGCUGUAUGAUCUCACGAAAUAGCGUUAAAUAGCGUAUUGAAUAAAUUUGAGCAAAGUAGUCUUUUUCAAUUUUGGUAAACAAAUUGAAAAACCAUUGAUUUAGGCCAUUCACUAGACCAUUACUGUAAUUAUAAGCAGAGAUAAGACCGCAUUAAGACCUAAUCAGUUUGCAGGGUUCUUUACCUUACCAUCUUGCGAUAAAAAAAUUAACGAAACAAGAGAUCGUACUACACAGAACUCUGUUACUUGACUGUGUAGCUCUUAAAGUCAAUCUCGAUGUUUGUAGCCUAAGUCGACUUCAAGGAAUAUUUCUAAUCACCUUGGAUGGGAUGUCAAUUCAUUACUUUAAGGCCCUUCCACGGCGUGACUGUUAAAUUUGUGACGAUUGCAGUUUUUAAAGGUUCAAAUGACUUUUCAAACUCUAUCAGAUUGGACCGUGGAUUCGUUCUGUACUCUCAAAACCUUCACAGCUCAAUUCAAACAAUCCGGAACAGGCCGUUAACAUUUUGAGGUUUUCUUAACGUACUGACGUGACCUCGUCUCUAGCAUCCUAGUUUCACUAGAUAGGGCCAUUAAUUUGAACUUAUAAUUUCUGUAAAUUGUUUUCUUAGACAUGUGACGUUGAUCGACAGAUAUUCUCUACAACAGCUUUGGAUGAGGAUUUUGAACAGAAUGCAGAAAUUUUCUACGAAAUAGUAGAUGGAAAUGAGGUUGUAACUGCUACCUAACAUUUCAGUCACUUAGCUCAUUCAAUCAAGUUAUUGCAGGUAAUUUAGUGUUAACCACUGAGUUGAAAACGUAAAUUGGCCACCGUUAAGGGUAAAAAAGCUGACGUUUCGGGCGUUAGUCCUUCGUCAGAGCGAUUGGAGGAAUUGUGGGUUGUGUAUGGGUUUAUGUGCAGAAAGUGGAGCUACGCUUAAGGAAAGGCUGCAAACUGCCAUAUGUUGUUUAGAAUGACUAGGGAAUCAUAUGGUAGUUUGCGGCCUUUCCUUACAUCUAGGCAGUUCGGAAGCCGCAAAACACUAGAACAAAAAUUUAUCUUCCAAAUCGGCACCUUUUAUCCCCACGGAAUCAACGAGCGCUUUUCAUUCAACUAAUUUAUACCUAUUUUCUCGUCAACAUAUUCCCACCAAUAGCGUAGCUCCACUUUCUGCAUAUAAACCCACAUACAAACCACAAUUCCUCCAAUCGCUCUGACGAAGGGCUAACGUUCGAAACGUCAGAUUUUUUACCCUUUACGGUGGCCAAUUUGCGUUUUCAACUCAGUUGUUAACACUAAAUUUGCUGAUGUACUCUCCCACCGACGCAGCGCCACAGUUUCUUUUGAAAAUUCCCCCCUUUAUUCAUCAAUCAAGUUAUUAAUAAGUUUAGGAGCUGUAUUCAACUAGAUAUGCUUAAGAAGAAAGUACUAAUUACGAGUUUCUUACAUUUGAUGUUUUUCAACAGGAUGGAAUAUUUAAGCUAAAGGAUGCUUAUCACUGCAAUGUAAUGUUGGUAAAAGCUCUGGACUUUGAGUUGAGAUCCUCAUACGAGCUCAAUAUCACAGCCUCAAAUGUUAGUUCACCUUGUUAAUAAUCUUAGGUACUCAACAUUCUCAGCCUUGGUGGAUCUGCCUGUCUUUAUUUCAUUUUGUCUGUCUGUCCGUCCGUCUGUCCGUCUGUCUGUCUGUCUAUCCGUGUCUAUGGAUAUUUUUGAGUCUCAUUCCUCAACUAAAAAAAAGAUCUUCCUCUCUCAAAAAUAGUGCUGGUAACACUUAUUUACAGUUUCACUGUAAGUCCUGUGAAAACUCUACAAAAUGUUGUACUUAGAACAAAACUUUUUACAUUUUGUAUGUAGCUAAUAAGCAAUGGAGUCAGAACUUUGAAAUGUAUUUGCAAUAAUCAUAAUGAGACGAUUUGUUAAUCUUUCACGUACUUACGUCGUUUUAAAUUACAGUAUCAGAGCUUCUCAAAUUGGACAAUUCUGUCAAUAACAGUGGGAGAUGAGGACGAUCUACCUGCUAAAUUCUCCUCCUUUGAAUACAGCGCUUUCGUAAGAGAGGACGCCAGUUUGGUAAGGAGGAAAGAUAAGAAGAGGUUAUGGUUGCCCAUUUUGGUGAAACAAAAUGGGUUAUGAAGCGCUAUGAAUUGCCUUGUGAUGAAGUCAUUUCCGAUAUGGAUCACAUGACUUUGACUGCAUACUGCGACUCUUCACCAAUCUCCUGGCGAUGAGGUUUAUCUUUUCAAGCCUAAACUCAAGAAGCAUUUUGUUCCAUUGGUAUUCUCAUGCUUCUGUAUAGCUGUGAUUAUCACUACUCGAUGUUGUGUUCCCUUAGUACUAGUGCUUUGCUGCCGUGUAGCUCUAUUUUUUAAUGUUUUUAAAUCGCGGGCGUCCAUGUCUCUGGGAUCAGUAUAUUUGAAACGCGCCAAUCCAAGUAGCUGAAGCAUUAAGAUUUACCGCCUCAAGGAGAUUCGCAGUAUGCGGUCGAAACGAGGUCAUAAAAAUCUUGAAACUUUAAUCUUGGUUUCCUGAGUCUUCACUGAUAUUAGCCGCAGGGUAGGUCAAAGAAAUCACGAAUUGAAUUGUGGACAAAGCUGCCUGUGCGAUACUGUGGUUAUUUCCAUUAAACUGUAAUGAUUGUGUUUCGAGAUACUUGCAGAUAUUGGCCGUGACAAAACUACUGUCAAAUCAGAGGAUUGAUAAAUUAUUCAUACCAGAUCAUAUGUUUAUUCGUUUGUGCAACUUGAGUCCAAUUGUGGAUGUUGUUCGUUUACAAAUAAGUUUUUUUUCACUAGGGAACGUCCAUCAUUCAAGUUACUGCAGCUGAUCAGGACAAACUAAAUGACCCAGUGACAUAUAAGAUAGUUGAGUGUAAGUACCACACUAGGAAAACAAGAAGAGGAAAGAAAAAACAUAACGAAAUAACUACAAACGGUUUUCUUGGGGAAAGCCCUUGUAAAACAACAACGAUGUGUAUGGAAUAGUUAAAAUGGUGCGGAACUUUUAACUUUUAGACGCAUUAAGGGCGAGAAUAUAUAUAUUGGGUCAUUUAAAGAUUUUAACUGAAAGAUUGUAAGAUACGAGUUAGUCGAUAAAAAGGCAGAUGAUCCCAUGUUGUGACGAUUCCUGCAUAGAGCCUCUCCUCAGUCCACAGCCUAAAGCAUAAGUUGAAGGCAAUAACUCUCAAGGUAACUUAGCCGCAUUCAAAUGUUCUUUAUGCAAGAUGUAAGACGUAAAUUCUAUGAUACGGAUAAAAGAUGACUUCGUUUCACAACGUCUUUAGUGACCGGAGAUCACGGCAUCCUUCCUGUGUAUUAGAUAUUAGUGAUGGUGACCAUAAACAUUUAUUUUCAUUUGCUUUUUUACCUCAAUCGUUUUUUCAGCUACCAAUAAUGACAGUCUAUUUGACAUCAAUGUCUCCACUGGUGUUAUCGCCUUGAAUGGAACACUGGACAGGGAAGAUGUUUCUGAAUACAAGCUGAGAGUGUUGGUAAGGCAAAUACAGUUGGUCGUUGCAACCAAACGUUGGUUGCCUAUCACUAAUUAUUCAAAUUAACCGGCGAAAUAGAAACCCGCGUAGAAUUAAUCUUGCAUACGCCUCAAAGUUGCACAUUUGCCUUUCUUACAUUCAUCUUUCCUUUUUUCAAAUUCUCUGUUUAGUUAUCGAUAUUCAUUGUGGUCUGGUUACAAUAAGCAACAUUUCGAUUCAUGCACUCGUUACUACCCAGAUAUCACGUAAAGACUACUGGUGAAUGUUUUUUUGUCGUAAAUAAAGAUAUUUUUGUCCAAAAAGGACGAACAGUGACUUGUGUUGGAAAGUAUAUCAAUGCACGUGAAGCAGUCACUCUUAGAGACGAUUGACAGUACAUAAAAAAGAACAAAAGUUUCAACAAUGUUGUUGGUGUUUUUCAUGUCACUGCCUUCCGCUUUCAUUUCGUCCAUUCAAUGUUUACAAGCAAUCCUUUGGAAAAUCAUGAAAACGUCUCUCCGAUUUUUAAAGACCUAAACUGAGCACAAGUUACUCAUUGAUUUGAUAGCAGAAACGAUCGAUUGAAACUUUGAAUUUUCUUUUGCAAUCUUCAGGCUUAUUCUACACAUCAUCUCCCCGAUCAUGCCACAAUUAAUAUCCAGAUUAGUGACGCAAAUGACAACCCACCGACCUUUUCAGCCAAGUAUUAUUCAUUUUCAAUUAAAGAGAAUGCAGGAAUUGGCGCCAUUGUUGGAGAAGUGAAAGCAAGUGAUGUAGACCAAGUUAGUAGUAGUAGUUUUGUUAUGUUCUGUGUUUCGGAAAAAACAUCUUUGUAAAAGAACUGUUGCCAUAAAUUUCAUGAAAAAAGUCAAACUUGCCCACCCUCUAUUUACCAAACCGUUUUAAAAAUGUUCUGAUGCAGUUUUAAGAAGUCAUUAACUAAAAAUUUCUGUAUCACAGGCAAAAAAAAUUCAUCUCAGCCCUUACCAUAUAUUUUUUUUGGGUUGAUAUCAUUCUUCCUUUGAAAAAGGGGAGCACAUUUAUGUUAUCAUAACUGUAAGAACAAAAGCAGAAGAUGGGGUAUUUUAUGUGGUGCAAGCUUUGGCACACCCUUACUCCCAUAGUGUUUCCCUCUAUAUUCACGAAAAUAAGCGGAUAAAAGCGACUUAUGCGAGGAAAAAGCAAAAAAUUAGGAUUGCCGCAACAGAAGCUUUGUAAGCAAGUCAGACGAUGCGGAGGAUUGUCGGAGGUAGAUGCUAUGGAUGAAGAAUUAGCUGCCCUCUUCGAAUAUUGAUAAUAUCGAGUAUUCUCCUUUUUUUUCGGUAGGGAAUCAACAACGUGUUUAACUACGUUUUACCGGAUGGUGGAGAACCUUUUGCCUUCUUUGAAAAUACUGGUGUCCUUGUUGUGAAUGGGUCGUUAAACCGUGAAAAGCAAGACCGCUACAGCUUCUUGGUAAAAAGAGAGGCAUUUGCCAAGAUUUCACAUUGUUUUAGCUGAUAGCUCUUGUUAGAUCGAAAGCGUUUAAACGAUUUUCAUCAGCUGUGUGCAGUCGACGUGAGAGUAACCAAGAAAAAUCAGCAAAGUUCUUAGUUGUAAUUUCGUUUUUGUGUGUCAAAAUUGAGAUGUGAUGCACAGGUGUACCAGCCUAGGCUGAGUGUGAAGAUUAAUUAAAGAAAAAGAGAACACUGUCAAAUCAUGUCUAAAAGGUUUUAAAUACAAGCAACGAGUAAUGGCGGAAAAAUGUGGUAACAUAAUGAUGUCCUACAUUACUUGUUUAUGACUAUGUUUGAUAUUAUACUGAGAUCUAACUGCAAUUUUCUGAGGGCGAAAGCAUCUUAGAGUUUUGGCCUCUCUUUGGGCGCUAAUUGUAAUUGUUAACACAAAGUAAUUUAUCUUUGCAUAGAUCAUAGAUCUAAAUCAUGCAGAGUGCAACACAAUUACUCUCCAUUUUCCUACGUUUGAGCUCACUCUCUGUCAUUUUUACCACCAGGUAUUCGUCAAAGAAUUUCAAACUGUGGAAAAAUAUACCAACAACGCCACGGUGAUUGUUACAGUGGAAGAUAGAAAUGACAACAGUCCCCGCUUCGUGAGACCGUUCUACGAAAUUACAGUCCAAGAGGAGCUCCCCAGUGGAACAAAUGUCCUACAGGUAUUAACAAAUUAGUUCAUUUAGUAAAUCUGGCAGAAAAGGAGACCUUAUCAGGGCGCACAACUAGUCACUGCUAGAUUUAAUUAAUAUUCAUGACAAAAUUUCACCUUUAGAGGAGCAAACCGCGUUGCAACAUUUCGAAAAAAUUUUUGCUUUGUGUAUUAAUGACCAAAAUUAUUGAUUCGGCCAACAUAGAAAAACACUAAAAAAGAACCACAAAGGAGAGUGGCAAAGGAUGUAAAAUUCAAAAUUAGAGCGGAUCAUAAAUAAAGAACUUGAAAAGUUUCAUCUAUAAAUUUUUCAACUCUUAUUCUUUUAACUAAAGUUGAAAUUUCAAGUAACAAAGAAACAGCAAAAAUAGUUAUGAAUGGGUAAGGCGAAAUAAAUUUAAACAGGUUGUAUUUGGAUUUACAUCUAGCCAAUCUCGAGUAACGUGGAAAGUUUUUUCCCAGAUUGUUGUAUUAUUGUUAUUGAUAAGUAAUUAUGACGACGACAUGCAUAUUUCUAUUUUCACGUUUCAUCCUCCAGGUUCUGGCUAAUGACACUGACGUGUCGCUCAAUGCUAUUAUCAUCUACAGUCUCGUUCAAGAUCCCAGAGAUCAUUUUCUAGAUUUUUUCAUUGAUCCUAUCAAUGGAUCAAUACGAACCGCAAAGACACUUGAUCGAGAGAACAUCAGUAUUUACUACCUGACAGUAAUGGCGGAAAACAGCGCCCUGAACACACAGACAAGGUUUGUGAGAUAUGUGAAAACCCAGGGAGUAGGGUUAGGGUCAACUCCACAAAAACUCUAUUGAUAUUGAAUGCACUGAAGGAUAUGGUCUUUGAGCCGUUUUAACUAAUUUUUUCAACUUUGAUAAGUGAUGGAGAAAGGAUUGUAAUUCUAUUAUAUUAACCUUGAGAAUUUGAGGAUGAAUAGUGUUAAUUCUUAACUUCGGCACCGACACUAAUCUUGGUUGGGCUACAAAAAACUUAGCGACGCAAUCCAACAUUAAUGAUGAAUAAUACUGUUAUUGUUUGUUAGCAAGAGAUUUCCGCAAUACAUUCGUUUAGCGUUUUAACUUUGAUUUCCUUACUAAGGGAGGUGCGUCCUUUACAUUACGAUUACAGGUCGAGCACGGUAUCAGUAAAAAUCAUUGUUGAAGACAUCAAUGAUAACUUUCCAUUAUUUGGCCAGCCCUUCUACACCGUCACUAUCACAGAGGCUGCUGUAGUGAACACAACCCUCUUGAAAGUUCAGGUCAGAAGAUAAUUUGUUGUUUAUCAAGCAGGAACAUUUUCCGACUAUCUAUUCAAACUACCCAACGUUAUUGGACUUGAAACAUGACGGAAAACUACAAAAUAUCAAUUUGAGACCUAUAAAGAUAAAAAAGCACCGAAAUAGGAAGAAAAAGUUAAUAAACACUAGAUUAUUUAGUUUUAUCAACUGAGUUCAUAAGGUAAAUUAGCCACUAUGAAGAGAUUCUAAAUCUGACAUUUCGAGCUUUACAAGCUCUUUACGGUGGCCAAUGUACUUUAUCAAGUCAGAUGAUGAAACCAAAUUAUCUUGUUAUACUGCCCCACCGACGCAGCACCAUGUGGCAGCACCAUGCCACGAUUCCUUUAGAAACUUACCUUCUUUAUAAAUAACGCUAUUUUGACAAAUCACUGGAAACAAAGAGGUCAGAGAUACAUACACUGCACUGUGCAUGUCACUGGCCGGGUAGGAGGUCCGUUUAAUGCAAAACUACAUUUGACCCAGAUACUGUGCAUAUAAAGGUCACAGUUUUUCAAUAAACGCACCAACCUGCGCCGGUAAUUUUCUUGCGUUAAAACAACAAAAAAUUAACAUAGAAACAGAAACUGAAAGAGAAAAAUCAAAACCUUGCAAAGGUGUUACCGUGACUGUAGGAAAAGGAAGGAAAAUCCAGAUUGAGAUAAGAAACUAUAGCGAUUCGUUACCACAAUGAUCGAGAUUUGUUUUUCGGUACCGAUUGUAGGAUACAUGCCCUUUUCGAAAUGAAGAAAAAAAAAAGUAAUAGUUAAACGAUUUCUGUGAUAGAGUUCGUUUUUCAAAACAUCCAUCCACUAUAGGCCACGGACAAAGAUUUUGGUGAAAAUGCAGUGAUAGAGUAUCUCCUGAUGGAAGGGAAUUUAGGAAGUGUCUUCAGUAUUGAGCAAGAAAGGUAUGAAGUUUAGCUUAGCUAACCUCAAAUAUAGUUCAAAAUUGAAAGGAAAGCACUAAAUCUUCUGAAUUAGUUAACUUUCUCUCUCACGGAGUUGCAAUCGUAAUGUUUCUCGAAGAGAUCAAUCUAUUCCCCUAAAACAAAACCCUGGUGGUCGAAUGGUCAACACGUGGAAACAGGUCAAACCUUAGGGUCAUCACACCAGGGCCCUUGUGUUAUUUUAUUGGGUACUCUACUUGUCUCUUUCCAUUUUUGGUGACAAGUCGUUUUCUCCAGUACCAAUUUCUCCACCCAAUCCUAAAUAUUGACAAGCAAGGUAUAACUGAAACUUGCCGUUCAGAUUUAGUAUUAUCAACUAAGUUGGUAACGUAAAUUGGCCACCGUAAAGAGUUUCAAAGCAGACGUUGCGAGCUUUAGCCCUUGGUUAGAGCUAAAGACGAAGUUAGCCCGCCUUCGCUCUGACGAAGGGCUAACGCUCGAAAUGUCAGCUUUGAAACUCUCUACGGUGGCCAAUUUACGUUAUCAACUCAGUUGAUAAAACUAAAUUACCCUGUUAUACUCUCCCACCGACGCAGCACCACAGUUUCUUUAGCGGCUUACCCCCUUUGUUCAUUUGCCUUUAAGAUUGUUUCAAUUUCAAGUUUUCAUCAAUUCUGUCUCAUCUUAGCGGUUCUAUAAGUGUUGCUAGAGAACUUGAUAGAGAAGAAGUCGAAGUCUACCAUCUGAUUGUACAAGCAAAUGAUGGAGGGAAUAAGGUAGGCGCUGUUAUCUUCCCGUUAACUCUUAGCUUUAUUCAGACUGUAAUUAUCAACACUAACUCAAAACUAAUUGCAUCUUAGAGCACCACUGUUAAUGUCACGGUUUUGGUGGGUGACGUAAAUGAUAACUCGCCCCAAUUCACAUCAGUGGAGGGCUAUCACUUUUCUGUAAUGGAGGAGACCUCUGGAUUGAUUGUGGGUACUGUUAAGGUAAAGUAACUGCCCUUGAUUGACAAAUCAAUGCACCGAUAUUUAUUACUAUUACACGAGACUUAAAACUAGAAAUACAAUGGCACCAGUAACAUACUGGCGAUUUUAGUCACCUUCCUGCGAAUAAUGUUUAACGGGAAAAGAUUCUUCCGUCAGUUUCAAACAUCUUUAAUCCCAACUGUUAUUAUUUUCUGUAGGCAAACGACAGCGACAUCGGAAAAAAUGCUCAAACAAUCUAUUCAUUGAUGAAUACACCAUCGUCCAAAAGGUAUGCUUGAUUGCUGUCACGCAAAAAUGAUUAUUAUCGAACGUUUAUGCCAUUUUAUCUUUCUAAAGUAAAUACAGCACUUUUGAAAUCGAUGUAUACAAGAUGUAUAUGAGAAGAAGUGAGCAACCAUGAUCCCUAUUCAAAAUCCAGUCUGAAUUAUUAGUUUCAGGAUAAACUCUUCAACAGGAGAAAUUUUCACAACUAAAGCACUGGAUUAUGAAGCCUCUCGUUUUUACAUAUUGGUUGUGCAAGCUGAGGAUCAAGGGCUUCCGCAGUCGCGAAGGACAGCUGUGGAUGUGUCAAUCAAUGUCAUUGAUGUCAACGACAAUGCGCCAAAAUUCUUCAAUAUGCAACCUGAUGUGAAAGAACUUGAAAAUCUUCUGGCUUGCGUCGCGUACAAUGCAACGGUAUGUGUUCUUUUCUCCCUCUUUUCUUUCUUUUACGCGUUAUUUCCUUCGAAGGUUGGCUCUCAAAGCGCAAGAUUUCCUUAGUUUGAAUGUCUUGAAAGAAUUCUAUCAAAACAUCUGGAUAAGAAGCUGUUGCGUUAAUUACCUCUACAGCUACUUAUAUAUUAGACACGGAAAGAGUGUUCGUUAAGAUUUUCUGCUCUUGGGUACCAUCUAUUCAACAAACAGUGAGUUUUACUGAAGAUAUUUCGGGAGCUUCCACAACAGUUAGAUUCGGCAGAAAGCCGAUGAUGCACUUCGGCUUGAAUUAAUUGACAAAUGGUAUCUCACCUUAAGUCAUUCCCUCGACUUGAAUGCCAGGCAAGGUUCUCUUUGAAGCCUUCAAGUCUCCACUAUUCUUUUUUAGAAUCCCAUCCAUAUUGGUCCACCAAAUUAAUUUUUAAUUAUGUUUGAAAAUUAUAGUAUAUUCCAUUUUAAACUUAAAAGUCUUACCUAAAAUUUCACUCAGGCUAGCUACUUUGACACUUCAACGGAGUGAUUUACUUUAUUUACCUCUUUGAUUGUAUCAAAUGAAUCGGAUGUUUGUUUGUGUGCCGUAUAUGACUUGCUUGGUGGAAAAACUCUGUGGAGAGUUCUAUUUUUGUUUGUUUGUUUGUUUGUUGGUUUUUUAAAGUCGACUUUGUUUUAAGUUGAAUGUUGUCGCCUUUUUGCUCUUAAUAGGAACUCACUGUUUUCCGAGUACAAGAUUUGACUCCUGCCAACACUGAGAUUGGUAGAGUGGCAGCCUUUGACAAGGACGAAAGUGUCAACUCUGUGAUAUUUUAUCAUAUCGAAGGUAAAAAUUCUUGAUAAUUGAGAUGCCUUUCAAUGAGAUUUGACGCAAAAUGACUUUUUUAAAAACUCUGCUCGCCUGUCAUUUUUCAUUCUUAGCAGAUACACUAAAUUAUUUUAACACUGAUUUUUUUGUUUCAGGCAAUGGAUCAAAAUUCUUUUCUAUUGAAAAUCGCACUGGGAUCAUAACUACAAAUCAACAGCUGGUAAGUGUUGGUGUAGCUUCAUACGCAGUUGUUAGGCACGUCACGUCGCGCAAUUAUUCCCUCACAACCAAAAAAAAACUGUUGUGUGGCGUGACGAGCCUGCGUUGGAGGCUGACAGCCCAGGGGAAUAAAAUGCUGGUGGCUUUAUUCGUAAAAGAAUGUAUUAAUCACUCAGACAAGAAUCUUGGUUACUACAAUCUCUCAGAAUCAGCGUUGCAUGAAAUUAACCAAAAUAAUUAAUAUUGAUGGACGCUUCCCUCCCGUCUCCUCCUCAACAUAAAUUCACCAUCCUCGAUUCCAAGAUUCAAAUUUCGUGGAAUUUAGCUCAAUCUGACGUCCUAAGGAUUAGUAAUUGAUAAUCCUCGGAGGGGGGGGGAGGGGUGUCGUAAUACAUUUCUUGGGAGGGGGGGCUACAUGGUUUUCAGGGGCAACCUAGAUGGUAACAGACGUCGCUAGCGGAGUACAGAGGGCUAUGAGAAAGGCUCCUGGGGGGAAUCAUUAGAAUAGCACAUCAACACAUAAUAAUACAUUAGAGUAACACAUCAGAAAAACAGACGUCGCUAACGGAGUACAGAGGGAGGCUAUAAGAAAGGCUCCUGGUGGGGAUCAUUAGAAUAGCACAUCAACACAUAAUAAUACAUUAUAGUAAGACAUCAGAAUAAUAGACGUCGCUAACGGACUACCGAGGGGACUAUAAGAAAGGCUCCUGGUGGGGUUCAUUAGAAUAACAAAGAGCCUUGAGGGAGAGGGAGGCGGGGGCUUAUGUAAAUUUAUUGUGACACAACCGAAAUCUUCCUACAGGGGAUAAUUCAGGAUCUACAGAAAGGGCUCUCAAACCAGUUCUUUGAUGUUCUAUCGAUCGCAAGAGUCGCACAUGUACACAGAUAAUGAGUACCAAUCCACCGUGACCCUACUAAAUUUCUUUAGUGGUCAGCAGUUAAUGUAAUGAGAAAAGACGAUAGGCAAAUAAUAGGGUUUACUUGACUCUAAACCUCUUUACUUCUCACAGAAACGAGUUGAAAAGGAAAUCUACAGCUUGACUGUAAUCGCUGAGAACUCCUUAGCGUCUCCCAAGUUGUGGUCAACUCUGGAAGUUCAAGUGAUUAUAUAUGGCUUGAGUAGUAGAUCACCACAGUUCACCGCUAGUGAAUAUCAUGCGGAGAUAUCAGAGGCUGCCACUGUCGGAACACCUGUGAUUAAAAUUAAUAUUACAAAUAACAUACAGGUAUUUAUACGAAUGAGUGCAUAAUGUUAAAAGGGAAACUGGCUGAAAGUUUGUGGAGCCGAGCCAUUCAUAGGCAGAACGGGCUCUGGAGCGGGAAAGUAUACGAGAAAAUAAAAGAACCAAAAGCCAAUCAGAGAACGAAAUUAGAAUGUUCGAACGAGGGAUUGAGUGGAAGAACUGAUUAGGGAAUUAACGAUAAAGCUGCGAGAAAAUAAAGAGCGAAAGAGUUGUAGACUAACUGAGAAACAAGCGAAUGGGUGAGCGAAUGCCUAAACGGAUGAUCAGCGACCGGAAGUUCAAAUGAAGCAAAGAAACGACAAGCAAAAGAAUGCAGCUGAUCUAAAGAAGGAACGGGAAAACAAAAGAAUAAGAUGUGAAUCAGCCUAAAUAAAUGAAAGAAGGAUAUAACGGGACUAAGAAGUGUGACUUUUUUUAACAAAAGGAUUAUUGUAUUCACUCGUAUAGUAUUCAUUAUAUGUGCUUGCUUUACCAGGCUACCUAUAUUGUGUUCAGAGUGUUGCAUGACCAAAGCAGCGCGGGCUCAAGAAAAUUUACGAUAGAGCCUGAGACAGGACUCAUCACCACUCAGGGAGAACUGGAUCGAGAAAUAACCGCUAACUACUCUGUGAGUGCUCAAAAGGCCAAAAGCUAAAACCUUUUUUAUUGUCGUUAUUUAAUUCUCUUCUUUUGAGGCGGUUUGUGUGAUUAAAACUGGAAAACUCCUUCUCAUGGAUAAAAUCGGAUUCAUUUACCCUCGGCAGUGUCUAUAGAACAAUAGCUAAAGGAGACCGACGUAAUUAAUUAAAAAAAGCACUUCAAAUGAAAAGUUAAGACCCUACUUCAUGGGUGGAGAUGACUAUAUAAAAUCUUGGUCGAGGACUCAAGCCCGCGACCUCAGGCAUGCGAGUCCAGCGCUCUUACCCCUCAUUUGGCCACACUGACUUCUAAUACAACAUCUUACCCUUUCUAAAAAAAAAAAAAAUUUUAUAACAGACAUUUGUAACAUACGUUGCAGCUGAUCAUUGAGGCAAAACUGUUAAACUCAGAUCCUGCACUUCAAGAGGUGUCAAGUGUGGUGCUUGUAUUCAUAAACAUCAGUGACGAGGAUGAUAAUAACCCGCGCUUCCUCCAGCGGUCCUACCGGUAAGCUUUUAUUUUUACUGUAGUUUUGAUAAACUCAUGCAUAUGAGAAAUUUCUCUUUAAUUUACUUUCUAUAAAUAUUAAAACGAUUUACCGGUCAAACGUGUAGGUUCUUGUCCAGUGAGCUUUCUAGAGUCGGUGACUUUAUAGGACAAGUAAAAGCCGUGGACAUUGACAGAGAUCAUCAAUCAGAUGUGUUUUAUGAAAUUACCAGCGGCAACGAGAAAGGUGCGCCGAAAACCUCGUGUUUUCUUUUUAUAUUUUGUAAGCUUAAGCUAUCGUUUUACAACCGCUUUCGUUGUACUUCUCAUUAAUAGCAGGUUUUGUUCCUUUUUGCUUAUUUGUACCAGGUCUUUUCAACAUCAGUGAAUAUCACGGGACAAUAUAUGUAAAGCAGAGGUUGGGAAAUGAAGCGGCCUCAUCCGUCCAAUUGCUAAUACGAGCACUUAAUUCACCCGCAGGACUGGGUAACAGGAAAAGAAGAGGUGACAAAAUCAAUUAAACACACCUCCUGACUUUAACGUUGUCUUUUCUUGGGCUAGCCUGCCGUGCUGGCGGUCUGCGGUUUUGAGGGCGGAGAGAAAAAUGAAAGACCUUUCAUUUUUCUCUCCGCCCCCAGACAGCAACGCAGACCGCCAGCAACGCAGGUUAUAUUUGGGCUGGUUUUUCGUGGUCACUUUCGUGCGGUAUGUUUCUCUGCCCUUUCCAUCUGAUUUAGGCAACUAUGUUUAGAUAACCUUUGUCUUAUACCAUAGAGGACACAUACUACAGCAAGUAAAAUUUGAAAACAAAUACUAGAUACCUGAAAUGUGUUCGUUUGUUUGUCCCUUUCUUUCUUUUUGUUGUUGUUAUUCUUGUUGAUAAAUGCCAUGAAAUGUCAAAGAAGACAAGAGAGACGUCAAACGUUCUUAUGAAGGCGGAGGCAAAAUAGGGCUUGGGUUGCUAUUCCAGUUAUUCUCAGUUUCUAGGGGAUGGUUGUCGGUUCUAGCAUACAAAAGAAUAUACGUUUGAUCCUAGAGAUAUAUAACUGCUCAGAUGCCAACGAGUUUCAGUGAGAGUCUUGAUUUAAGUAAAUUAUUUGAUUUCAAACUAGAUUACCUCAGUCUUUGGCUCAUCGUGAUCAAGUACUGCGCGAGAAGAUGGCGAGAAGCUCGCAAGAAGUUACGCUAGACACAAUGACGCGCGACUUAUACACCACGGACAACUUUCAGCACCCUAACCGAAGCAAAAAUAGAGCACAUAUCUCGCUGUUUUUGCCAAUUGAUUUAAAAUGAGUUUUUUCAUGCAACUCGCUUAGGUUGCUAGUCAUUUUAACGUCUUUCGUAAAGCCUCGUGUAUCAUGAUCAAUUUUUAUCUCACAACUUUCAUUUCCAUUUCAGAUGGGAAGGUAGCUUUCGAUGAGGUGUCAGCCACAAUUGAGAUUCAAGAUGAGAACAACAACCCUCCUGUGUUCAUUCAAUCGCAAUUUAUUGGAGGCACGCAAAAUUAUUUGUAGAGUUAAAUAUAGAAUAAUUAUUCAUACUGGCAGACCCUGACAGUAUAGAUAUUGCUAUAGUGAGUGUUCGUAUCUCCCUCUUCUAAAGAAGUGUUCGAUUAAAGAUCUCGUUUUUGAAUUCAUCAAUUAGGUAAAGGGACUUACCAUAUUGAGUGCGUAGUCACUGAGUCGAACCGAUCAUCAAAAGAAUUAAAAAAUCCAGCCCAAUGAUUAGAUCUGUAACUUGGUUAUUUUAGUUAAGUAUCAACGUUAUGCUUAAAAGUCCGUACUCAAGCCAAGUGACCUCCACUCCCUCCCCCCCAAGCUUCUCCCGGUUUCCCUAACAUGAAGAGACUAAGCUUAUGAUUGUUCCCCCCGAGAUGGGAUGCUAGUUCAUCGCAAGGUUAUCAUUCAGCAUUUUAUCAGGCUUUCCCAACAGUUAGCCGGUAUCUAUUUAUCUUCCUGGGUGGAAAGGCAUGUGAGAGUAAUGUGCUGUUACCAGGGACUCAUCACAUGGACCCGAUGUCCAGUGCACUGACCCCAAGACUACAAUGUUAUGCUUAUGAUGCUCCCUGCCUUAUGGUACAUUGUUUCAGGUUUUUAUGAAGGUGAGGCCGCAAGGAACACAGUGGUGGCAGCCAUCCAGGUAAACUAUGUAAUCGAUUCGUUUUUCGCUGGUUUGCUUGACUUCAAAAUGUGGGACUUACGUUUUGAAAUUUCGAGAAUUAGAAUUACGUGAGGUCCAUGAUUGUUUUCCUUUGAUGCAAACCUGUGCGUUCUUUCACAGGCAUCAGACAAAGAUUCCGGCGCUUAUGGCUCUGUUUGGUACUCCAUCGUACAUGAGGGGACACCUGGAUUGUUCUCUUUGGACAAUACUACUGGUGACGUAACACUUUCCAAUCUCUCAGACCACGUCACUGGGAAAUCAGUGUUUGCUCUGACAGUUUCUGCCGUGGACAACCAAGGAAAAGUACCGAGUAACAGGGCGAAUCAAAGUGCAUCUGUUCUGGUAAGUUUGUGAGUGUUGGACGGAUGUUGCGUUCUCUGCAUUUCAAAUAGAUAACAAUACGUCACCUUAUGUCACCUUAUAGUCACUACGUAUGGGUAACAUCAUGAUUUGGAGUGCAAUUUGAAGUUAAUAAGCACGAGCAAAUUUUUCAAAGACAACAAAAUUGCAAUUUGUUGUCUUUGAAGAAUUUGCAAGUGCUUAUUACAUCAAAUUGCAAGAGAAAUUAUGUCAUUACUUGUUAACAAUGUACAUGAAAAAACAUCACGGAAAGUCAAGAUAGACGAAAUGAAAGAAUGCGUGCACUAUAUGUAAUUUGCACUCGUGUUGCAACUUUGCACUUGUGUAAAACUUUGCUCUCGUGUUACAUGAGAAUGCACUCGUUUUCGGCCAAUAAGAAGCGCGUAAUUUUUUCAUGUACAAUAUUAAACUUGUUAACCAUUUUUUCAUUCAGAUUUUCGUCCUCUCUGAUCCUAAGAAGCUGUCACUUGAGCUUGGAGUUCCUCCUGUUUUUGUCCGAGAAAAGAGAAGCGAGAUUGAAAGGUUCGUUGUUUUGUUCUCUAGCUCCCUAAUCAACGCUGAUUUAUUGGGAGACUUAUUCCUCUAAGCUUUGCAAUUUUCCAUCAUACAGAUCUGGAAUUAAUCACACAGUUGUUUCGCUGCUAAAUAAAGGCCAACUUCACGGAUUAAGCCAUUUCUAUUGCUUGUGCAAAUAUGCUCUAUUCUGAGGCAAUAGUUUGAAAGUCGCUUUUCUCCUUUGUUUAUCUCUAGUAUGCUGCGCAAUCUCACUGGAGGAACCGUGAUGAUAAAAGACAUACGAGAGACCGAGGAUGAAAGGUGAGUGGUCAUGAAGACAGGCCAAGAGCCACAAGGCAUCAGAAAUGUAAUAGUUAUAACAGGAGCCAAGGUAAUGGGUUCCUGGUUAUAACUGAUAACAUUUCUGGCAAUAAAUAGUAACACUAAGGUCCUGAAAUGAAAGUCCAGGUUGAUCAUGAUCCAAAUGAUUAUGAACAAAGAUAUGUGAAAAGUUAAGAAACUUAUAUCUCAUCAAGUUAACAAUUUCUUGCACGGAUCUGUAUAUAUCUAAUUUUGAAAUGCGUUUAAAAAUUGGAUUUUAAAAUGUUACUCCUCCAGAUUACGCUUCGCUGCUAAUGUUAUAGAUCUAUAAUUUUUUCGUUACUGUUAGUAAAUGUCUCAAGAACAAUAGGCAUUCUGCGCGAUGAAACAGCUAUCAUGGCUAGAAACUCUGGAUUUUGAUGUUAGGAAUUCCAGACAGGGUAUGCAAACUUAAAAUGUUCGUACAUCGUGCAUGAAGUUAAAAAGUUUAUUUUAAUAGAUGUUGAUGAGGUAAGGUAAAUUUUAAUAAAAACUCUAUUGUUAACAGUUUCUCUUGUUUUCAUUAUUUCCAGCACACUAAUCUAUUUCCAUGCUGUUGACAACAAUACCUUAUCUUUGUUGACUCGGGAUGAGUUUAUGAGGUAAAGCAACUGGAGAAAACGAUCAUAACGGAUAUAAAGAGGUCUCCUACCUAUUCGUCACCUAUCUUUCUUUCAUUCUGUCGAAGAACUAAUGCUCGAAAAGUCAGCUUCUGAAACUCUCUUACGGUAGCAAAUUUCCAUCAUCAACUCGGUUGAUGAAACGAAAUUAUAUUGUAAUACCCUCCACCGACGCAGCACUACAGUUCCUUGAGAAAAUUAUCCGCUUUAUUUUUCUUUUUGUCAAAAACAGAGAGGAUCGUUUUGGAUGCAUUAAGCCAGCCGUUGAUGUAGCGAAUCAAUUCAUAUUCAUUUAUCCUUUUUGGUCAUCAUUUUCAACGUUAUUUUUGAACUGCUACUAUCAUGAAACGUUUCAAUUUUUUUCUGAGAGAAGGCAAUUUCCUUCUAAAAUUAGAAGAUAUGGAGAUAAAGAACUUUUUUUAUCAAAUGAAUGAAACAGCAUUUGUCUUGUGUUCUACAUCAGUACCUAACUUUUUCCAUCCACUGUUUUCUGAUUGUUGCGGUUAAUUCAGUUCCUGUACUUACAUUUUCAGUCGCCUGCAAAACAACUCCGACCUUUUGAACGAUGUUUUUAAAAAGUGGAUUAUACGUAUUCCUUCUGGUGGGACAGCACAUGCGUCUAAAGACUCAAGGGAGGAGUUCAGUAUCCUGAUUGCUGUUAUGCUGGUGCUCUCUGGCGGCAUCGGGCUGGGAGCAUUCGUUGGCAUUAUAAUAGCCAAGAAAAAGAGAAAACGGUGAGCUUUUUAAAGUUGUAUGUGCAUGUUAGAAAGAUCUACUCGUGUGAUGUGAUCGCCCUGGUAAGGUUAGACCUGAAGAGAUUUGGUUGAACUUAUGCAUAGACGUUUUUUGAGCCACCUACCACAACUAGAAGUCGGGAGUUCUUUCCCUACCACUAAAACAUUAUUUUUCUUCGUGCACGCUACUUGCUUGGAAAUACUCGAACGAGGACAUACAAGUUGGUUAAUUUUUAAGCUUGCCUGUAUUUAUUCACCAUCUGAGGUUUUAACAAAUUGAGCGAAAGUUAUCAUCAACAUCAAGUUUUUCAUGCUUGUAAGUAGAACGAAACAUUAGGAGCACGGAGAUUCCAGUCUUUCCCUGUCCACAUAGACAUGAAUGUUCGAGUAAUCCUUGCUUUCACUAGACGAUUACUGAGAAGUUACGUCAACAGCGCCUUAGUAACCUAAGAGCCUUGGUUUUGGAUCAGAAAAAAUGGAAAUGAGAUUAAUUCAUUUUCAUUCUUGUUUACAUAUAAUUACAUGUGCGGGCAGCAUGACUUUUCUGAAUUGAUAUUGUAGUGCUACACUCGAUUUAGAAGCUUCUUGCUUCUCUUCAUUCCUCCUCUUAUCUCAUGUUGCAGGCAAAAGAGAGCCUACAAGACUACUGAUGAAUUACCAUAUCCUCUGACGAUGCCUUGGUAGUAAGUAUGACCAAUAGAGAAAGGAGUUAGGGAACUGGUAACUAGUCUUUUGGUAAAAUCCUUCCAGAUAUACCAAUUUUAUUGAGGUUAUACAUAGAUAGUCGCACGAACAAAAGCCUGUUUUCUGAAACUUUCUGUGAAAAGAUAAAUUUCGAUAAUAAUAGCGUAGUGACUAGUUUUUUCCAUGAAAGAGGUUUCCUUGAAUCAAAAGGAAAAGGUCAUUUCUUGAGCGGAUAUUUACUGAGCGGACAUCUAAGGAAAAGACAUCUCUAAACUAAAAAUAGCUUUUGUGGAAUCUCCAUGCGACCCCAUCAUCAUCCCCCGCUGUUCUCUCACUUUCUCUUAACAUAGCUAAAAGUAUUGUGCCUUUUUCUAAAAAUUAAUUUUAAUUCCAUUUCGGUUGUUAAUGUUUGUUUCGUAAAACUUAAGUCGACUUUUUGUAGUCGCUUAAAUUUAUUGUCAACUGGCUGUGAAAAAUCAAGGUUUCCACUCACAUCCAAAGAGGGGGGAGAGGACCCUUGUGGGCUUUCUCUGAGGUCAUCAUCUUUCGUAAUCCCUAUUGGUUGAUGCUGUAUUCUGUGACUCUCCUUUGCUGUGUUUCUUUUUAAUUCAGUUGCAUGGAUAUGCCCGGCAUAGAAGCAUUUACUGAGUCCGAAGCAGAUGGAACUCGACGAUCUUUGUAAAUAUACUUGCAUCAUUUUAGAAGAAAUAACUUUUUUUAAGCUUAUCGUUGAUUCCUCUGCACAAAACUUUAUUCUCCCUUCCGAUGUUAAUGUUUGAGUCAAUGUAACCUCUGAUCCCGAAAAUCAACGUAUCUAAAAAGCACUGUACCUGUAUGUUUACCCAGACUAUAGACAUGCCUUCAGUUUCCUCUAUUUAUAAUUUAAUCUUGAAAAUCAAAUCUUGAGGAAUUUCCUUUCGUGGAGUAUAUUCCCUCCAGAUUGUAACUGUAAUGUUUUCUUCAUAAACUAAUCGAACUACACGUAUGCGAUCGAAGCUCAAUCAUUUCUAAGCCGCUCUUCUUCCGUUAAAAACACCUCAGCCAUACUUCAAGUUUUCUCUUGUUUCAGUAGAGACAACACGAAGUAUACAGUUCAGAAAGUUCCAACAAACCAGGUAUGUUGUACAUAUUUAUUUUGAUUGAUCGAUAUAAAUACAAUGCAGAGUAUUUAACCUCGAUUCUAUCAGCGACAUGAACGCAAUAACAAUGACUUGAUGAGCAGAAUUACAUACACCCGUAUGGGUUUACUGUAGCAUACAGUGCACUUUUCCUCUAAGUGUCGAUUUUUCUAAAUGCAUUUUACGAAAAAGUAAGCCUUCUUUAAACCUCAGAUCUCAACAACUCUCUCUUAGAGUCCAAAAAAGCUUUGCUCGGUGCCACUAUGGAGUUCUUCGUGCUUCUGUGGCUCGCUCUCUGAUGUAACUUAAAGUUAGUCUUAAUGCCAAAUCUUUUUUUUUUCGAUUCUUAGGGCGAUUGCAAUCUUCUUCGUACACCAUUGUAAGUAUGUCUGCUGGAGUAAAAGCCACAAGUUUUCUAUGUUUUUAUCAUGUUUUCAUCUUCGGGCCAAUCCCAAAAUAAGCCUCAUGUUUGUUACUGUAUCUUUGAUUUUGUAGUGUUAUGCUGCGUGUUUGUGAUUAGUUUGUGAUGAAAUUGACAUUCAUUAAGUUUAACAUAGAAAGCAAGAUUCAUUUUGGUAGAACGAAAGGUUUCAACAAAUCCCGCCUUGUAGCUUUUGUUUAGGAAUGUUGACUGAACUUCAUCAUCAUAUCCUUUUCCUCCAUUCGGUUUUUUUCUUCCGCCUUUUAUGCGGUGAAGCGAAAUUGUUGUAACGAGGUUACUUGUGUCUGAUUCACCUCAAGAGUUUUUAAAGUAACCUUGGUCAUUUACUUGUUUACCAUAGGUUCGACAUAGGUGGGUACGUUUAAAUGGAGUACAACCUGUGUUUGCGUUUUUCAGACAACUUCCUCUUUCAUAUUUAAAAAUGAAGAUCAGAAUCCUUGCGCGUAGAACGAAAAUAAGGUUUUGCUGUUAUAUCAAGGAGAGUCAAAUUUUAUCAUAAAGCCAUAACAAUUCUCUUUACAUUGUCCACAGAUACGAGACUCUACACAAAAAUUGAAUAAAAAAAAUUAAACCAGACACAAUUUUUACACUUUGGAGGGAGACAGCCUUUUCUUAUUGAUCCUGUUGUUCUUUUUUUGAGUCUAUUGAGACUGUUGUGCCUGUGUUUAUGUCAUUAAAAAACCAUACUUCAAUUUGAGCCAGGUAUAAAUGUUUGCUAAAUAAGUAAUUUUUCUCUACCUUAAAACAUGAGAAUGACUGAAAUUCAUUUAGUCACUGAUAGGAAAUUUUGUCCCCAACAGAAGAUCAAGUGGCUCGUACAAAGUAAGAAACCAACAGAGGAAAAGACCUGAAGAGGUAACUCGACUAUAAAAAUUCAGUGUGCUUGUGGUCAUUUAGUUACUCCUUACAAUAAUCACAACAUUAUAAAUUUCCUGAGUAAGGAGAAAUAGGAGUCUUGAUUGUAUCUGUAAGACUGGUAGUACGGAACUUUGGCAGAAAACAAUUGAAACUAUGGCAAACGGCAAGAAGUACGCACUAAUUAUGCUCUUAAACUUCUACGAAGCAAACAACAAGAGGGUUUCUUCAUGCCUCAGUUACCCACUUUGAUAGCUAUUUACUAGUCACAAUUCGUUUUCCUCACGUCCAAUUUGGUUUUUUCUCGCAUCCAUCAUUAAAUUUUGGUUUUUUUUUCGUGGAGUUGCCGUAGUUUCAGAAUCUUUUAACAGUCACGAUUGCUUUUAGACGGACAGUGUUUUCAUACACCGCAUUUAAGUAUAUGCCUUCGUAUUUCACUGACGAAAAAGCAGUCAGUGGAUUUAUCCAUCACACCUCAAAGGUUCAAUAUCAGAAUUUUGUCAACGGCUGGAGCGUUAAAAAAUAAUACUAUGCUGACUGUCACAAAACAUCGAGACCGAUAAGCAGAGAGUUAUAAGACCCGGUUUUGCCAAUUGGCAUAAGUCCGAGUUCUGUUCAAUUUUUAAUCACUGCGCACCAACACACUAUUUCUGUCCUCAGCUUUCCAUCGUUUUUUCUUAAGUUCCCUUCUUUCUAAUUUGAUUUUAGAUGACAAAGGUCUAAGAUUUAUCAACAGAUUCCUAUGAUUUUGUAAUAAUUAUCAUUAUAUCAUUUUAGCAAAAAAGAGAAGCUGUUUCUUUAAAUUUUUAUGAAUCGACCCCUUAUCACCGCCCGGGCAGCAGCAGUGAAAUCGAUGGAAACCAUAAUGUAGAAGACAAUCUUGCAACAGACACCUCAACGAUUGCAGGAAAUACUGCAAGCCAUGAUAAUGAAGGAUUUGACCGCAGUCGGAGCCAUGAAAGGAGCGAAGAGAAGCCUAUGGAACGUCAGGGGGUUUGCAAAUUGGGCGAGAAUACGCCUUGUAACACAAGAGCACCGAACACAGUUCGCAGAGUGAGGUUUGAUUUGCGCGGGACAAAAGACAGGCAAGGAGAAAAACGAACAGUCAGGGAAAAUUUUCCGGAUAUUGUUGUGAUCAGUGAAAAAGCAGAAGGGAACUGUCAGCUUGAUGAACAUGAGAGGAAAAGAGUAUGUGACAACGAGGAAGCUAGCGCGGAAGAAGACGGCAAAGGAAAAGAGCCGGCUGGUGUUAGUUCUAUAUUCAAAGACACAAGGAGAUCAGCCUCAGUGGCCGCCAUAAGCGAUGAGGAAGGAACAGUAGUGGAAAUUUAAUAAAAAUUUUUCACUCCUCUGUAAGAUUAGGCUGAAGAUACUGUCUGCAAAAAGACUUCUAUGUCAUCUUUCAUUUGGUCCUUUGAUUUCCUUUAAAUUGAUGUGCUAGAAUGUUUUUCGCGUUUUUGGGGAAUUAAUUUUUUUCUUCACAUUGUACAUAGCUUCAAUGUAAGUCAGCAUUCAGGCAACUAUGUACAGACCUUAUG